Messenger RNA from Moneuplotes crassus, 931 nucleotides. Lineage: Eukaryota; Ciliophora; Spirotrichea; Euplotida; Euplotidae. The record is from the annotation of a GenBank genome assembly.
UAACCAAAAAAUAUAAACCCACCCUCAUUUUGGGCCAAUAUUUUCAGAUUAUCAACAUCCUUUUCCUUAGCAGAGAUCGAAAUUUGAACUCAAUUUGAAGAGCUUAAAGUUAUCCCCAUUUUGGUGCUGACGGAUAAAGUUGCCCAAGAUUGCACAUUAAAACAGUUUACCCAGCUGGCCAAUGAGGAACAAGUCUAAAGAUGUUUUGAUCCUAGUGCAAGAUAGGGGUCAAAGAAGACAUGGAUACAUAAAGAAGUGCUCAAACCCAUUGAAAGAGACUACAAUGAAAAAUUCUCGGAGGGUUGACUAGUAUGACAAGGAUAACCUUUUCUGAUUCAGAGGGAGAAAUCACAGCGAUAAGAUGAUGAAGAGUUAGGAUUGAUAAAGUUUAACAGGUAAUAAAGACCUAGGAUAUCAUUGUAUCCAAUUUGGAUUUCUAUCUGCACCAGUGACUCCAUCUUAGAACAAUUUCUUUAAGAUCUUGUUGUUCUCUAGAUGGAUCGACAAAAGCGUUUUCUACUCCUCCAGCUUGUUCCCAAAAUUCACUACCUUUCUUUCCAUCUUCUCUGUUGCCACUGCAGCUUUCCUCACAUUUCCUUUCUGCUCUCCCAGAAACCUCGUUUACCAGAGGAUGUUCUUUUUAAGUAAAUUGUGGCUUUUGCUCUUUACAGUGAUGUAGUGUUAGCAUAUGGGUUAGGAUAUUGGCAACUAUUUGUGAUCCUUAGGCUAUAAAAAUGAUUUUAAGAAGAAUUUUGAUGAACAAGUUCUAAAUUCUCAGAAAUUACUUUUCACUAAACUCGAGAUCUUCCUUGAUUUUUCUGGGAGCCUUCAUGAUCCAAUAUAUUUCCUAGAAAGUGCAAGAGCAAGGAGUGCAAUACACAAAUUACACAAGAGGUUCUGUUGGGAACGUACUUCUUGUAGUGAGUUAGUU